AUGCUGCAAAGGCAUUUCGAAAAGCGGGACCUGAAAGGCAAAGAGAAAGUCCGGAAAAAGCAGUACGCACUGGAGGAUCACUGUUCCGGGAGGGAUUUGGACCGGUCACGGCCGUUGGCACAGUGGCUCCGCCGGGGCAUGAAGGUCAACAUGAGCAUGGUUUUUAGGGUUACAAAGCAAGGGUUAACCGGAAGCCAAUGCCCCCGGUGUCACACGACAGUAGUGGCGACGGAAGGGAGGACUGUCCAGUGCAAGACUGCUCAAUGCGGGAUGUGGUUUCGGAUUUCGGAAAGCCAAUACGUUGAAGAGAAAGACGACCAGGAUGACGACCAAAACGCCAGCAGCAUGAGAGCGGUUCUCCGGGACGGGAAUGGACGAGGGAAAACGACAAACGAAGCCGCCUCGAGAAAGAUUCAUGCGGCCGACUGCAAGCCUGUGGACUUCCAGCGCGUCCGGCUGCUAACCGUUCCGCCAACACCGCACAAGGACGACGUUUUUAACAACUUGCAGGCUUUUGGGAUAUUCCACUCCGCAGGUCACAGGAGGUGGAGUCUGUCGGCAUAUAUUUACGACACCAACGGGCCCGCCGACCGAUUCGUGCAGCCUUAUCCCGAAUCACAGGCCGACCGUGCGGCCAGGCUACGGCAGGAGACGGAGGCCUUGCAGCGGAGAAGAGGAGAAGUAUAUUUAACUUCGCAAAAUUAA
This is a messenger RNA of Gaeumannomyces tritici R3-111a-1, 705 nucleotides long. RefSeq lists its product as hypothetical. The record is from RefSeq and is a predicted model, not a curated record. NCBI's taxonomy places the organism in Eukaryota, Fungi, Ascomycota, Sordariomycetes, Magnaporthales, Magnaporthaceae. The transcript is spliced from 3 exons. Bases 1 to 705 code for a protein of 234 amino acids.